This is a messenger RNA of Linum tenue, 712 nucleotides long. The record is from the annotation of a GenBank genome assembly. NCBI's taxonomy places the organism in Eukaryota, Viridiplantae, Streptophyta, Magnoliopsida, Malpighiales, Linaceae.
GCCGCGCUUGGCUCUGGUCUAGGUCGCUCCUCGACAGACACUUCUGGAUCACAGACUCCAAUCGACAUCUUCUCCGGAUUUUCAGCACCAGCUCCGCAAAGGAUACUUGGUCCGGCGACUUGGACGAGGAGAGACAAAUAUCGAACGGCGAAUAAUCCAGCUCCGGCAACCACCACUUCAAUUCGGCCCUACAAAUCCAGAUUUCCAUUGCGGAUUCGCGAAAAGGAUGCCGCCCCCCAUGCCAUUCUUCUUGCUCUCCCUCAUCCGCCGUCGAUGGUGAAAAGGAUGCCGCCAAUAGUGACUCCAUCAGGUAAGUCGCCACUCCCCCAUGCCAUUCUUCUUGAAUUUGUUUAUAUGAGUUGGGAUUCAGAUAAGAAAGAAACCCUGAAAUUUUUAGGGAUUUCGAUUAUUUUGUUGGCCAUUUGGGUUUCUGAUUUCGUUGUGGGUUGGGGUUUCUGAUUUCGUUGUGGUAUUGAGAUCUGGGUUGGGUUUCUUGAUUUGUGUUUGGGAGUUUGUAGUUCAAGAGGGCAACGAGCAGAGGAGAGAAGACGAAGAAGCAGCGGGAGGAGUUCCGGCGGCGAAGACUACGGAGGAGAGAUAAAAGAGUUAUUUAUUUUGUAUUUUUAUAUUUAAUUUUUUGUAUUUUGUAAUUUUCGUUUUGUUAGUAUAUUAUUUUUUAUAAUAAAAUAAAUCAAUAAUAAAUAAUAAUAUU